UGAUAAAAAACGAUGAUUGCGCUAGUUGCCAAAAUAAUUAACUUAUUCGCCUUGACCGUUCGAAGUGUUUUACUUGGAGCUUCAUUCGUCGGACAUGUAAUAUUUCUUGCAGUUGCAGGCGUCUGUACGGCACUGGUAAACUUUGUUGAUAGUGUUCGAACGUUUAUUCAGAUAGUUUAUGAAGACAACUUACCGAUCUUCAACGAGGACAUACCCAACUUCACCAAUGAUGUUAUCGACACGUUCGUCAGCCAAGUGGUGUUCGUCUGGAACGGUGUGACGAAGGUUUACAGCGACAUAUUUCUCAAAUUCAGUGCCAUCGUGGUCUCCAUCAAGUGGCUAAUAGACUCAGUGUUUCUGGUGAUUUCUGAGGUGUUAUACAUUAUAAAAAGUGCUGUGAUAUGUUUAGGGGAUGCACUAUGGCUCAUAGUUACGUUUAUUCCUGUUCAGCUGCCUCAGCUGGUGAAGCAGUUGCUGAGGUACUUAACAGAAAUAGCCAUAGAUGGGAUUGUAAGUGCUUACAUGACGUUGUUGAAGUUUACCAACUUCCUGACUGAUGUGCCUUUGGAGUCAUUUAUGGGUAUAAUUAGUGCUAUAGUUAUUGUGCGUUUGUGCAUACAUUUUAGAGAGGAUAUUCAAACUAGGUUUACGUCACUUUAUUGGUCUGUGGUAAGAAAUAGUAUGUACUUGUAUCAUCUGUUUUACAAUUAUUUUACUGACUCGGAGGUGAGGGUGAUAACUAGUUUAGUGGGUGGCAGGGAGGCCCGUGUGAGGGAGGCGGAGGCCAUCUUGCGAGCAGCCAAUGAUGCUGCGGAUGCUGCUGAUGCACUGUGCGUCAUUUGCCAAGAACGGCAAAAAUGUGUUCUGACACUGCCAUGUCGCCACAUCUGCCUGUGUAGUGAGUGUUGUAUGAGACUGUAUGGGUAUCAAAGGACUUGUCCUAUUUGUAGAACUUUCAUUUACCACUCUGUCACUGUGUACUUGUGACAGACAUACUUUACAUUCCUGGCUUGAGGCAUUUUCUCAAUUCCAAUUUAGAUUUACCAAAGAUCAGGCUCACUUAGUUAAGCUGAAAUGUAUCCACUGACUUGAUCUUCAAGGUCUUAUUGAGGUGACUUUCAAAUAAAAAAUAGUGAGUUACAAAUUGUUCAAUUUACUUAUUGAAGAUCUGUUUCUUCUAAUUUGUUUUGUAGAAAAUUGUUCUUAUACAGCUAUUGUAAUAACUUUCUGCAUAGUUGUUUUAAAUUAUACAAGAGAUCUAAAAUGUAAGAAUGGAUACAUCAAUUGUGUAUUAU
Molecule: messenger RNA, 1295 nt
Organism: Cydia amplana
Lineage: Eukaryota; Metazoa; Arthropoda; Insecta; Lepidoptera; Tortricidae
Product: E3 ubiquitin-protein ligase RNFT2-like
Exons: 1
Coding region: 13-987 (324 amino acids)
Biological process (GO): regulation of programmed cell death
Molecular function (GO): ubiquitin-protein transferase activity
Source: RefSeq, a predicted model, not a curated record